Dichomitus squalens LYAD-421 SS1 is the source of this 562-nucleotide messenger RNA. RefSeq lists its product as uncharacterized. Gene Ontology annotation, biological process: mitochondrial respiratory chain complex IV assembly. Gene Ontology annotation, cellular component: mitochondrion. The record is from RefSeq and is a predicted model, not a curated record. Lineage: Eukaryota; Fungi; Basidiomycota; Agaricomycetes; Polyporales; Polyporaceae. The transcript has 3 exons. The coding region runs from base 8 to 274 and encodes 88 amino acids.
CCGAUCCAUGUCCUCCUCCUGCUCACAUCUCCUGGACGCACUCAAGGACUGUCUGCUGCACUCGGACUGUGUUCUCAAGCAGGGACACCUUCCAUCAGAGUGCUUGAAGAACCACACCCACGAGCUUCCGGAAGCAUGCCAGUCUCUCCGAAAGGCGACUUUUGAGUGCAAGCGGGGAAUGUUGGACAUGAGAAAACGGUUCAGGGGCAACAACGUUGACAUCCCACCUCCUCCACCCAAAGCUCCGGAGCAGACUACAGCAGCUUCUGCCUAGCUUUACAGCCGGGUUCCUCCUAUAGAGUGCUAUCCGUGAGACGCGAAUGUCCUCGGCGCUAUACGGUCUCCUCCACGUAGGAGGCACUGGCUGUCCAUGUCAUGAUGAUGACACCAACAUAUCGUUCAAGUGGAGUAGAGUAGGCUUCGGCGCUCUUCAUAGUUAUAGCCUUCAGAGAACUGUGUCUGCUCUAGAAUUUGCUAUGUAUAGUAUGCUCUCCGCCGCAUGUCUCUGCUCCCUUCGUAUCGAACAAGUCGCCGAGGAUGUGUCUCGUGCUGCCCAAGCAAC